AUGAUCUACAACAGUACUCGCUUUCGUCUUCUUGCACUGACUGCAAGGUCUGACGGUCUCAGCUCAAACAUACCGCCACUAGCAAAGGUCCAAGGAUGUAUGAGCCCCCGUGCUCCAAACCAUCAAGCAUCGCUCUUCAUAGCCGGACUCCAUGGCAAGGCACUCCAAGAAACGAAAUUCAAAGGCAAGUCAUGUCAUUCUAAUAUGGACUGA
Plenodomus lingam JN3 is the source of this 213-nucleotide messenger RNA. Lineage: Eukaryota; Fungi; Ascomycota; Dothideomycetes; Pleosporales; Leptosphaeriaceae. The record is from RefSeq and is a predicted model, not a curated record.